AUGUUGAAUGCUGAUAUAUCACAAUAUUUACAUGUUAGUGAGUCAACCGUAAGAUAUUGGCUCGAAAGGUAUGAAAUAACUGGAGAUGUAGAAGUUAUACAAAAACCUGGUCGUAACCGAUCAACCACUGAAAAACAAGACAUGGUUAUUCAAUCGAUGGUUGCUCAGCACCCUACCGAAUCUACUGGUCAAAUUGCAGCUAGAUUAUCGAAUAAGGGUAUAAAUGUUAGUAAAACCACAUUAAGAAGAAGAUUUAAAGAAGCUGGUAUACUGUCAAUGAAACCAACUUCAAAGCCAUUGCUGACCAGUGGUCAUAUUAAAAAAAAGAUUUGA
Rotaria socialis is the source of this 333-nucleotide messenger RNA. Lineage: Eukaryota; Metazoa; Rotifera; Eurotatoria; Philodinida; Philodinidae. The record is from the annotation of a GenBank genome assembly.